Messenger RNA from Tetrahymena thermophila SB210, 2838 nucleotides. RefSeq lists its product as hypothetical. The transcript is spliced from 12 exons. NCBI's taxonomy places the organism in Eukaryota, Ciliophora, Oligohymenophorea, Hymenostomatida, Tetrahymenidae. The record is from RefSeq and is a predicted model, not a curated record.
AUUAUUCUAUUCAAUAAAUUAUUUGAUUAUUUGAUAAAAAAAGCUAUUAUUCAAAAAAUGAAAAAAAAGUUUGUUUUCAUACCUAAAUCGUAAGUAAUCUCUGAGGAACAAGAGAAUAUAAAUAAUUUUCAUACUCAGUAAGAAUAGCAAAAAAAAUAGAGAUACAAAAGGAGGGAGUAAUAAGACAGCAAUUUUAACUAAUAUGAUUAGAAUUAAGAGAAUGAAAAUUAAGUUUAUCAAUGUGAUAAUAACAGCUUUUAAGUAAGUAAAUAACUUUCUUUUGAAUAAAACAAAAUAAAUAGAAAAAGCAAUGACUAAGAUUCAACAAAAAAUCAUGGAUCUAAAUCGAAAUAAUAAUAUCACAGUACUUUCAAAUAAUAAGAUUUCAGUUAAGAGAGUAAAAGACAAAUAUAUCAAAAUGAUAAGAAUACUCUUCAAAUGAUGGAUAAAUUAGAUUUUUUUGGAUUACAGAGCAAUAAUGUAGAUAGCUCUAAUUAAGAUUCUACUAAAAAAGCUAGAUAUAAAAGGAAGGAACAACAAGAAAUUACUUUUGAGUAAUAAGAUUUCAAUUAAAUGAGGAAAACAUAAGUUGAUCAAUUUGAUAAAAAGAGUCAGCAAAUAAAUAAAUAAAUGUAUUUGAAAUAAGAUUAUACUAAAGUUGAUAACUUUAAUUAAGAUUCUACUAAAAAAUUUAUAUACAUAAGGAGGGAUUAAUAAGAUAGUGUUAUUGAAUAAUAAGAUUCCAAUGAAGAAAGCAAAGAAGCAUAAGUUUAUCAACUUAAUAAAAAUCAUUCUUAUUAAAAUACUUAGGUUUCUUUAGAAUAAGAUUGCACUAAUGUUGAUAACUCUAAUUAAGACUCUACUAAAAAAAUUAGAUUUAAAAGAAGGGAAUAGAAUGACAAUAUUUUUGAUCAAUAAGACUUGAAUUAAGAAAGCUAAAAAUUAGCUUAUUAAAAUGAUAAAAAUGGUCUGUAAACAAGUAAAUAUGUUUCUUUAGAAUAAAAGGGUAGUAAUAGAAAUAGUAAUAGCUAUGAUAUUACUAAAAAAUAAAGAUAAAUAUGGAGAUAAUUACAAAACAAUUCUUAAGACUAACAAGACUUCGAUUAAGAAAGUAAAAGAAAAUAUAACAAAAAAAAUAAUCAAGUAAUUUAACAAUAAUCUACAGAAUAAGAUAAUUAUAAUAAUAAUAAUGUUGAUGACUCUAAUUAAGAAUCUACUAAAAAAUAUCAGUACAAAUGGAGGUAAUAGAAAGCUAGUAUUUUUGAUUAAGUAGAUAAUAAUUAAGAAAACAAAACAGAAGAUCAGAAUAUAGAUAAAUUUUAUUUACAUAUGAUUAAAGAUAAGAAGAGUCUCUUCAUAAAUAAUUUCAAGAUUUUUAAUGCUUGCCUAUCCUCUAUGGCAAACUACGAGCUUCCACAAAUUUUAAAUAUAAAUUUUGAUUUAAUAUUUAAAAAAAUUUCAACAUCAAUAAAUGAAGAUACUUUAUUUUAAGGGUUAGUUUAUAACUUAUAACUCUCUGAUAGUUACUAGCUUAUAUUCUCUGAAAAAGAUUAAUCAAAUGAAUACUAGCAGAUAUUUAAGAAAGAUUUAAAAUAACAACAAUAAAUCUUGUCUGUAAAAUAAUUAAUUUAAAUUUUUUUACAAAGAUUCCCUACAAAUACCAAAAAGCUAUCAUUAAAAAUUGAUUAAAAUGGAGCUUUUCUACAAGAGCUUUAAUAAAACCUUGACAUUGCUAAAAACAAACUAUAAUAGCUCAACUAGCUAGAGAUAGUAAAAUUAGACUUUUCUGUUUAUCAAAAUAAUAAUUUAGAUAAAGAAUUUAAUUAUUUUGAGAUAUUAAACUAAAUUGUUACACUUAAAAAGCUUAAGAUAACUAUAAAUCAAAGUUAAUUAUUCAAUAACUCACUAAGAUAAUAUUUUGGAAAUAAAAAUAUUGAUCUUACUAUUGAGAUAAAAUUUAGACCUCAACUGAUAAUAGAUAUAAAUAUUUUUAACUUUCUCAAAGAUAUUUGUAACAUUAAGCUUAAAAUUAAUAUGAGUGAAAUUGAUCUAAACAUUUAUGAUAUAAGUACUAUUGAUAACUUUUUCUUUCUAUCAGGAAAAAAUAUUUCAUCUUUGCAUUUUAUAAAGAAUACAUUCAAGUUUGAUUCAACUAUUUACAUUAAGUAGAAAUUUUAUGAUAUUCUAAACAAAGUAAUGAAAAAUUUAUCAUUUUUGGAAAUUGAUAAUGCGUUCAUUAAUGUAGACCAAAAUUCAUAACCUGAAAAAAAAAAUUAGGUGAAAUAAAUUCUCUAAGAACUUUGUAAAAAUUAUAAUGGAAAUCUGAUAAUUAGCAUAAAUCCACAUAUAUUUAAAGAGUUUUCAAAUUAUUUUGAAACAGCCAAUUUCUCUAGUCUCUAAAUAAAUUUUGAUAACGAAUAGUUUGGUGAAUAAUUAGAGGCUUUAAAAAUAUUAAGUCAAUUUACUAACCUUGAUAAAAUAAUAAUAAAAAUAACCAUAAACAUAGAAUCAAAAUACUCUUUGAGUAUUAUUUAAUUAAUUGAUAUUCUAAAACAGUUUGAUUAAAGAUAUCAAUUAGAUUUAACUCUAACAUUUUAAAAAGUAAAAGAAAGAAUUUUAGAUUACCUUACAAUAAACCUGGUCAAAAGCUUGUUAAAUUUCAGUUAAUUUAACUUAACUUGGUAUUCGAAUUUUCUCAAUAAAGAAAUAAUGAAAAACAUUAAAGACAACUAAUUAAAAAAUUAAAUUUUUCAUUCAAUAUUAGCUUUGUAAAAGCUGGAUAUAAAAACUGAAUAUAGCUUUAAAAGACAUAAUCUUUUUUAUUUAUAUGAUGAUUGA